AUGCUGGAUCGUCAGGACUCAGAGGAGGAGCCUGAGCGCUGGAAGGCGGCGCGGGACAAAGCCACCCGCGCCCCGAGGAGAACUGUGGUGGUUGGCGCCCCCGCGCCUGUUGCGGCGAGCAAGCCGAAGAAGAGGAGUCCGGUCCAACAGCUUCUCAAGGUGAUCCGUGCCAGCAAGACCUGUCUGAUAGCGCUGGAGAUAGAGGAGACCGCGCAGGACCUCCGUAUUCUGCGAGCCAUCCAAAGCAUCCCGGAAGAUGAGAUCGAGAUGUUCUUCAGGGACUGCGGCUUUACGGAGGAAACGGUUCUUCACAUCGCAGAGCUGAUUCAGGAGGGGCGGCCACAGAUAGAGGAGCUGUCAACGAGCAUCUUGCGAAGGACCUGGUGCCUGGUCAUCCAGAUCCUGGUCUUCUGCAUCGCUAUGGUGCUAGCUGUGUCAGGGGGCUUCUUUGCUAUCUCCUUGGGCUACACCGGCGCCAGCUGCCAGUUCUCCGACUUCACGAACGGGACCCUUGGGGCUCGGCUUCUUGGGGGUGCUGGUGGUUUGCAGGACUUGCCAGCAAGGCAACGUCUGCAAGCUGCAGGCCAGGUCAUGAGCAUCCUGGAGCAGAGACAUCAGAGGGUCAGUGAUUCUCCUAGGCCGGGUGUCCUUGCUCCAUGUGGGGGAAGGGUUGAAGCCUGCAGUACAUCAGCCGAGCUGGGACGGCGACAAGACAAACCGAGAUGCAGACAAUUUUUGGCACCAUCGAGAAGGUAUAGACGCGGAUCGCGUGUCGACAACAACGGUGGGCCAAACAAGGUGAGACUCGGCAUGAAUCGGCGUGAAAGAAGCUUGCGUCAGGUCGCGGCCUGGUACGAGGGAGGCAUUGCCUACUCCAGCGAGCCCAGCACUAAGCAGUGCCAGGAGUCUACGCCGCGAGACAGAAGGAAGUUCACCUUGCUGGACUUUGAAUGA
Messenger RNA from Symbiodinium sp. CCMP2592, 954 nucleotides. NCBI's taxonomy places the organism in Eukaryota, Dinophyceae, Suessiales, Symbiodiniaceae. The record is from the annotation of a GenBank genome assembly.